Messenger RNA from Tachyglossus aculeatus (Australian echidna), 1297 nucleotides. RefSeq names its product transcription factor 23 (gene TCF23). The transcript has 3 exons. Gene Ontology annotation, biological process: regulation of transcription by RNA polymerase II; developmental process. The record is from RefSeq and is a predicted model, not a curated record. The coding region runs from base 4 to 702 and encodes 232 amino acids. Lineage: Eukaryota; Metazoa; Chordata; Mammalia; Monotremata; Tachyglossidae. Gene Ontology annotation, molecular function: RNA polymerase II transcription regulatory region sequence-specific DNA binding; protein dimerization activity; DNA-binding transcription factor activity, RNA polymerase II-specific.
GCUAUGGGGUCCUCACAGGAGCAGCUUCCCUGGCCCCUGGGCAGCACCCCAUCCAAACAGUGGGGCUUCGUCCGGGGGGAGGCUUUGGGUGCCAGGAGGGAGGCCGGACUGGGUGGCCCCUGUGACGGCUCGCGGCUGGCACCGGCCACAGACAAGAGGAAUCGUGCCCGCGGGGUGAAGCGGAGCCUGUGGGCAGAGCCCGGUCGCAACAGCUGGAGACGGAGCCGAGCCGGCCCCACCGCACCGCAUCCCAGAACUGGGAGCCUGGCCGGCAGCAAGGGCGAGCCAAGACCCGAGAAUGCAGCCCGGGAGCGGAGCCGGGUACGGACACUGCGCCAGGCUUUCCGGACGCUGCAGGCGGCUCUGCCCACGGUGCCACCCGACACCAAGCUCUCCAAGCUGGAUAUCCUGGUCCUGGCCACAAGUUACAUUGCCCACCUUACCCACGCCUUGCGCCAAGAGCCGCCUGACCCGGCCGGGCCUCCGCUCCGGCGGGGACCCCAGUAUCUGCAUCCCAUGAAGAAGUGGCCGAUGCGCUCUCGUCUCUACGGUGGAGCCCUGGGGACCCUUGGUCUUGACCUUCCAGUGGUCACUGCUUCUGGGCAGAGGCAGUGGGGCCCAGAGGACGGCCUCCAAGUCUGUGGGGAGUUGAUGGAAGUCGUUCCUCCUAGAACCAUCUCACCAGCGCUUAGUUGCAAAUGACGGCAAUUGGAUCCCAGAGACGAUCCCUACCCUCUUCCCCUGUGCUGGCCUCCCCUCGCCCCACCUGGGACUCCAAGCCUCCCAGCCCACCUCACGGUAUGCCCCCGGCCCUGUGAGUCCACAGGCCCAGCUGUUUCAGAAGCAGUGAACCUGCAAAAGAUGGUGGGCCGCCCGUGAGGCACAGCUACCUAUGUUUUCUUGGGCUGGGGGAAGUCCGGUCCUGUUGCCUAGAUUGGGACCGUGUGAAACCUCCACCCUGCCCACUGACCUUCUCUAAUUCCUGAAUCCACCCUCAGAGAGCGGUGAACACGAUCCCAAAAGUCGAAAGGGAAACAGGGCCAAGGGAAGAGGAGGAGGGGGGCCAGCCAACUGGCCUAUGAGCCUUUCAACUUGUCAAGAUCACACAGUGGACAUCUCCGAAAGAUCUGAGGAGCCCCAUGGUAGCUCUGAGGAAUUAAGAAUAGGCGAGGGGAAGGCUUAUCUGUGCACACUUGUGUCUGUGAUAUGAGGCCAAAGGUUCUCCAGGCAGCCACUGGAACCCCCAAGGAGGAUGGGCAAGAGAAACAGUGUGCCUCAGUGGAAAGAGCCCGGGGGU